This is a messenger RNA of Hemibagrus wyckioides, 1573 nucleotides long. RefSeq names its product transmembrane protein 167B (gene tmem167b). Bases 132 to 356 code for a protein of 74 amino acids. The record is from RefSeq and is a predicted model, not a curated record. Gene Ontology annotation, molecular function: nucleic acid binding. The transcript is spliced from 3 exons. Lineage: Eukaryota; Metazoa; Chordata; Actinopteri; Siluriformes; Bagridae.
CCCGGAAGUGUCAGCCUCGCUCUUGUUGGUGAUUUGUAAUGGGAGCUUAUUAUGGGUGCGAAAUAGAAACCAGUUAGCUGUCUGUUGCAUGUCGUUUAACUUUCUUUUUCCCAGAACAAAACGCUGCCACCAUGACAAACGUGUACUCCUUUGACGGCAUCCUUGUAUUUGGACUUCUCUUCAUUUGUACUUGUGCCUAUCUGAAGAAGGUUCCUCGCCUCAACAGCUGGCUCUUAUCUGAGAAGAAAGGCGUGUGGGGCGUCUUCUAUAAAGCGGCGGUAAUCGGGACCCGGCUUCACAUUGCCGUGGCACUCUCCUGUUUGUGUAUGGCCUUCUAUCUGAUCUUCUUGAAAUGACACUGAUGGAGCCGCCUCAUGGACACUGUUUGGACGUUGAGGCCUGGAGUGCCAUUUGGAAACGCCGGACAGGCGAAUCCAACCAUCAGGACACACACAGACUGCUCCACAUUCCUACUUUCUACCUGUUUCUCUAAGUUGUAACCAUCUUGUUCCUUUAUUUCCCCCCUCAUAUGAUAAUUUGUCUUUGGCUCGAUCUGGAGGGAGAUGAGUCUGAAUCAGAGUAAGGGAAGAAAUAAGAUUAAGGAUAUGAGUAUUUAGCUUUCACUUGGUGGUUUAAGGUUAUUGUCAUGGUUAAACAUGGAAUGGUGUAAAAAUGUAAGAAAAAAAAAGUUCAAGACACUAUGUUUUUGAAUUAUUUGCAAAUCGAUUCAUUUUUGUUGAGGCAAAAUGCUCAUUAUGGCUGUAGCUCUUGGCUGCACGCUUUAUUAAAUCUUCUAUUUGGUCAUAAAUGUAGCCUAAUGUUUCUUAUCAGCGGCUGUACGUUCAGCAUGAUGACAUGAUGUGCCAGUCCUCCUCCUCUUCCUCCUCCUCCAUUUUGCUUUUUGUUACACACUUAAACUUAAGCACACUUAAUCCGAGGCUUUGGUUAUCCAGUCGGUUAGUAUAAAUCAGACAUUAAGGAGAAGAUAAAGAGCGUACACUUGGACCACUUUUUAGCCUUUGGACUUUAUUAGAUAUUUUACAUUAAUAUGCGGUUCCUCUCAUGCCUGUUAAUGCCACGGUUUCACCUCCGAUCAUCUUCAUGUUGAUUCUUUUCUGUGGUGCGAACAUCAUAUAGGUAUUCUACAGUACAGCAAUGUGAAGGUUGGUAUGUGUAAAUAUACUGUAUGAGAUAAUAGAGUAAAUAGUAUAAAUAUUAAAACAAUUAAAAAAAAAAUCUAUCUUACAACCUGGAUGGGGUUUUCUUUUCUAAAGCAAUAAGGAAUAAUAAGCAAUCUGUUGUCUUGUUUUAGUCGACCACCAAUACCCGCUCACGAUUGACUUACUGCACGUGCCAAAGUUUCGUAGUUUUAAUAUUUUCGUGCAGAUUCGAGCCUCGCUGCCUGUUAUCGUCAGCUAAAGAAAUCAAUUUGUAUACAUGGGUACAUCUGCCCAGGUUCACUGCCGUCUUUAUGGAGCGUUCAUGCUGGUUGUCAAGCAGAAGGUUUUUUGGUUGUUCUUUUUUUUUUUUUUUUGUAUUUAAAUUGAAUUAAAUAAAGAGUGUAAGCCCUGGA